ACUCACACUCACACACACAUAAACAUGAUUGGCUCAAUAUCCUAUCCCAAAACCCUCCACCCUCUCCAAGUUUUCUCAAUGAAAUUAUCUCCAUCUUCUACCCUAAGCUUCACGAAGAUCAAAACCCUAAUCCACACGCUCAUAUUCUCACACGUGUGCCGCAUCACCCGCGCUCUCUCAAAAGCCAAAACCAUCCUCAUUGAAGUCGUUAAGGAAAUCCAGCCCGUCCAUUUCAUGUACUCAUCACAGAACAAGAACAAGAACAAGAACAAAAAGCUCUUCUUUGGCUCGUUUAGGCUGCACUAUAAUUGGUGCUCUUCGCAUGUUGUUCCGGUGCCGGCGCCGGUUUUAGGCGAGACCCAUUUGUACUAUGACUCCACGUGGAAUUCUUUACUUUCGACGGAGCAAACAGGGGAGUCUGCCGCCGCCGCCGGGGAGUCGUCGCAGCUCUCUGGGUACCUCCAAUGGCUUGAGGAAAAGGUUCACGAUAAUUCAGACGAGGAUAUCAAUGACAUCGAUAAGCUAGCGGAGAUGUUCAUAGCAAGCUCCCACGAGAAAUUUCAGCUGGAGAAGCAGGAAUCUGCGAGGAGAUUCCAGGAAAUGAUGGCUAGAAGCAUGUGAUCAUAUUCCAACAGACUCUGGGUAGAAAGAAGCAUGUGAAAUAUGAUGGUGUUUUGUUGUACAAUUCCUACCUUUUUUUUCUUCCCACUCUCUUAAUUUCUUAUGUCAAUGAUUGGUUGGAUUCGGUUUUUUCCUUUUUUUUGUAAUUUGAAGUUCUUCAUUCCUCUC
Molecule: messenger RNA, 789 nt
Organism: Corylus avellana
Lineage: Eukaryota; Viridiplantae; Streptophyta; Magnoliopsida; Fagales; Betulaceae
Source: RefSeq, a predicted model, not a curated record